AUGCAUAUCAUCGAGUACCCGGUAAUUAUUUAUCUUUUUAUUUAAGACAAAUAGAGAAAAAAAUGAUGGGAGAAAAAUUAUUCAUUCUAUUUAUAUUUAUAUUUUUAAAGUAAUUGGGUUCAUAAAGUCCACAAUCGAAAUGAAAGAAAGUUUUUAAAAAAAUACCCCUAAAAAGAAAAACUGAAUUAAUUUGUAGGCCCUGCCGUUCGCGACGCCCAUCUACAACUUGAAUCACGACGCCGUCGUUCAUGUCCAUGCUGAGCCCGUUCCUGGACCUACAAAGUACCUAUUUAUGCAAUAUUUCAAGAAAAAAACAAGUCAAAAAAAGAUAAAAAAAAUUUUUUUGAAUAACUGUCGUGAAAGAGGUGCCUUCUGUGCAUGCACCGCGACGCAAACACAGUCAAGACGCUUUUACGCAAAUUUUUGAUGACAAUUUUUCUAAUCGGUUUUUUUUUUCUUUUUUUAAUGGUUUACUUUUCAAUCAAACGCGUGAUUAAGCUUUUAAAAGCGUAGGGUGAAGCUUUAUGUAUCAUAUAAGGAUUUUUUGCUGCAUUUCAACGUUGAAAUAGCAAAAAAAAAUAUUUAAUCCACUUUUUUUAAAUUUUUCUCGACCGCCUCGUGCUUUUGAAAGCAACUUUUUUUAGUAAUUGAUAUUCUAAUUUUGUUUUCUGUCUUUCUAGAAAAAGUGAAUAUAAGUAUAUAAAUUGGAAAAGGAUGAAUUUUCAUUCGGAAAUGUUCUUUCGAAAAAGUUUUUCAAAGUUGAUUUCACGGUUUUCUAUUUGCAAGCUAAAAGAAAAAUGUAUAUCAGUUGCCUUUUUCAUUCUUUUCAAUUUCAGCGGAUUUGUCGUGGAGUUCCCAUCCAAUGAAGGAAUCGCUUUCCAUUUCAACGUUCGUAUGGGAAAUUGCGGCGAGAGGACGGUCGUCUUCAACAAUUUCAAGCACGGACAGUGAGUGAAACUUUUUACAAAACUGUCUCAAAUUAAUUUGCUUUUUUUUAGCUGGAAACACGAGGAACGCCACCACAAUCACUUCCACUUUGGCCAAUAUUUCCAUCUCAAGAUCAGCAAUCAUCAUCGUCACUUUUCGGUAAGAUUCGAAAAAGAUUGAUUUUUCAGGGUUUUGAACAAAGAACUCAGUGUUUUUCGAUUUGAAACUUCAAAAAUCACUCCGGAUUUCCUAAAUUUCGAAGUUUUUUGUUCGAUUCUCAGGCCCUUGGCUCGAGCCAUCUGAACAAGGGUCUUGACACGACAAAAAAGGAAAUAGCGCCUGAUUGGUGGAGAGCGCAGCCGGGAGGCCACGCCGCUCAGCCGUAAAUAGCUGAUUUACGGCCACUACUUGUAAAAUUGCUUUUUGAAAUUUACAGUUAAAAAUUUGAAGCUCGAAGGUCUAGUAAAAAUUUCCCGUAAACUGGAGUAAAUAUUUUUUUUUUCUCAAUCCGAGAUGACUUUUCUCAAUAUUCCAGGUUCACGUGAACGGUCACCACUUGGGACACUUCCAUCAUCGGGAAUCCCCCCAUCAUAUCCAUCAAUUGGCGGUUCGGGGAGACUUGCGGGUUCACAAGAUCCAUUUCGAGAACUUUGACUUCCACAAUGGCGGUGGUUAGUUUUCUCAAUAGUCAAGGAUAAUUUUAAGGCCUAAUAUUCCGCUUUUUCAUAUAGGUAAAGUCGGAAAAUAAAGUAAAGUCGGAAAGGGUGGAAAAAGGUUCCAUAUAAAUGUUCCUUUUUUGCUGCCUUUUUGCGCCAUUUCAUCGGCCUUUAUGCACCAUUUUUGCUGCCUCUCCCUUUUUCUACCAUUUCUUGAUCUCAGAAAAAAUGGAAGGCUCGAUAGAGGGACCUUUUUUGCUGCCUUUUCGAAGCCUUUUUUUCUGCCUUUCUGCGGCCUUUUUGCUGCCUUUUUGGAGCCUUUUUGCGGCCUUUUUGGAGCCUUUUUUCUGCCUUUCUGCGGCCUUUUUGGAGCCUUUUUUCUGCCUUUCUGCGGCCUUUUUUCUGCCUUUCUGCGGCCUUUUUGGAGCCUUUCUGCGGCCUUUUUCGAGUCUUUUUCUCUUAGCGACCAUUAUCCACCAUUCCCCCUUUACCCGAGCAUUGGCUUAUGAAGUUUAGAAAGCAAAAACCAAUAUUGUUAUAUACAAUUCAAUACAAUUUUGUUUUCAAACCUUGGAAAAUUUCAUAAUUUCCUUCAAAAAAAUUUUUGAAUUUCAACGAAAAAAAUGGAACUUUUUCCCCUAUUCCUGUGCACCAAAUUCCGUUCGUAGACCAAUUUUACGGCCAUUCUUAUCACUCUUGUCUCUAAAGAGUGAUAAAAAAAAGAUAAAUCUUAUCAGAAGUGAUGAAAUUUUCCCUGAAUGAGCCUCAAAUUUGGGUUGAGGCAAGGAAAAGGUUCAAAAAGGAACUGAAAAAACGUUUUUUUGAUGAAAACGUUCUUUCCGACAAUAUUUCUGUUCAUUUAAGGUUAUUGCAAAAUGACAAUUUUUAAAAUUUCUUACUGAAAAGCUUGAAAAGUGAUCACUAAAGGGGAUACUUUUCCUUGAAAAAGUCGUAAGGAAAUUUUAAAAAAGUUCAAAAAAGCUAAGUGGUCACUUGAGGCCUUUUUGAAAUUUUUCAAGCUAUCACUUAAGCGAUUCAAUCACUGAUUUCUGACUUUUUUGAAACUACCGAUUUUCCGGGAACAAAAAAUCGAUUCCAGGAAUCCAAAUCGGCGGCGGGGCGGGAAUGCCUGUACCAAUGGGAGUCGUGCCAACUCCGAUCGCCGUGGCGCCGACGCCAGUCAUGGCCUACCCGACGCCGGCUCCACCGCCACCGGUCGUCUUCGCGCCGCCUCCGGUCGUUCAGCCGGCGCCGGUGAUCUACGCCCCGCCGGUGGUUCAACAACCGCAGGUCGUGAUCAUCGAGGAGGAGCAUCACCGGCACCGACGUCACCACCACCAUCACGGCCUUCUUCAUCACCUUUUCGAUUAA
Messenger RNA from Caenorhabditis auriculariae, 2954 nucleotides. The record is from the annotation of a GenBank genome assembly. NCBI's taxonomy places the organism in Eukaryota, Metazoa, Nematoda, Chromadorea, Rhabditida, Rhabditidae.